AGAAAAAGAGAUAGCUGAUAGCAUAGGGUUUAGGGGGUUUUCGUAAGAAAAUAAAUCACAUAGAAUUUAAAAGUAUAAUAUUAAUUGUUUCUCACCCCCUCCGUCACAAUUGUUUGUUCUCACCCCCCGUCCAAAGUCCAUAAACAAACAAAGAGACAUCACAGCAUGAUGAGGAUGAGGGCAGGCUGGGCAGUUGCAAAUUACUAAUACAUAUACACACACAAAGGACUGAAGGAGGAGAGGAGAGAAGCUCUUUUGCAUCCUAGGCUAGGCUACUUCCAGAGACAAGUGGUUAAAUAAAUAAUAUUAUUAGGAAUGACAAAGGUAUUCCCAAACGGGCCUUCCUCCUCCUGCAGCGACGCCACCGAGACUGUCCUCACGGUGUGGAAAAAAUCUAUGUUGUUGAACUGCGAGGGGUUUACCGUGUUUAACGCCGACGGUAAUUUGGUAUAUAGGGUGGACAACUAUCUGGCAGGCAAUAAGGGCGAGAUCCUUCUCAUGGACGCCGCCGGCAACCCUUUGUUCACAAUCCGUCGCAAGAGAUUGAGCCUAGCCGAUAGCUGGGUGGUUUACGAGGGUGAAACAGGCUUGAAUCCCCCGCGGUUCUGUGCAAGAAAGCAGAUAAAUCUGCUUAAAUCGAAGUGCCUCGCUCGUGUUGUUGAAGCUAUGGGUAGGGGUGUGUAUGAGAUCGAGGGGUGCUACGGGAAGAGAUGCUGUGAGGUGUACGAUGAGAAGCGGAGAAUAGUGGCAGAGAUCAAACGCAAGGAGGCAGCGGGAGGGUUGAGCUUCGGGACGGACGUAUUCCGCCUCAUUGCUCAGCCUCAGAUUGAUACCACUGUAGCCAUGGCCCUCCUCAUCCUUCUGGAUCAAAUGUUUGGAUCUUCUUCCAAUACUCCAUGACAUUGACGCCCAUCAAAAUCAAUACUUCCUUACUCUCAUCCCCACUUUUUCCCUACACUCCUUUUUAAUACCCUUUUCCCCUUCCUUCUCCAAUUCACUGUGUACAUAAUAAACUAUAAAUAUAUAUACUACAGUUUUCUAACAACAAUCUUCCUCCCUCCCACCAUCAACCCAACACCCCCUUUCAUUUCUACUUAUCCUUUUUUCUGCUUUUCUUUUUCUUUUUCUUAUUAUUAUUAGGUCCAAAUACUAAUUUCGUUUGUUGGAAAGUUCAAUCCUCUCAUUUUCAAAAUGCAAAGAUCUGUAAAAUAACCUAAUAUUAUUUGGCUAAUAAGUCUGAGAUCUAUAUUAUAGUUAUAAUAAGUUUUGAAAAAAGCAAUAUUAGUUCAAACAAAAACCAUAGUACUACAACAAAGUUCUUAGAUCUCUAGCAUCGCUAGAAUUGCAUAACUGUCAACUAUCAACAAAACUUCUCUAGCGCCACAAUAAUUGACAUCCUCGGUUCGAACAUUCAGCUUGGUCCUGAAAUUUUAAAAAUAGAAAAAGGGAGCAUUCAACGAUGGAGACGAAGAAAUCGACAGCCAAAGGAGGGAAGGGAAGUGCAAAAAGUAGAAGUUGACUCUUUCAUGUAUAAAUCCUUAUAUUUUAGUUUAUAUGUAUUUUGGAUUUGGGCAACCCAAAAAAAAAAAAAUAAAUAAAUAAAUUAUUUAGGGAA
This is a messenger RNA of Benincasa hispida (wax gourd), 1615 nucleotides long. Its product is annotated as LURP-one-like protein (DUF567). The record is from RefSeq and is a predicted model, not a curated record. Lineage: Eukaryota; Viridiplantae; Streptophyta; Magnoliopsida; Cucurbitales; Cucurbitaceae.